AUGAAAGGAAUUGGGUUGGUACUGACAAAUAUCAUCAAAGGGAAUAUACAUACAAAAGAAGUAGUGGAACAAUUAAGCGACACUGCAAAGAUAGCAACUGAAUUCUUCUAUGAAGACUCGGCUGCAAGAAAAUAUUUCGUUUUGUCUGCAACAACACAAGUAUUAAAAGAAUCAGUGAAGAACGCAAAGACUGAGGGUUAUUGUUUAGAAAGGACUUUCCUGAGAACAUCAGAACAGCACAGAUUAUUCGGAGAUAUUUGA
Molecule: messenger RNA, 261 nt
Organism: Parnassius apollo (apollo)
Lineage: Eukaryota; Metazoa; Arthropoda; Insecta; Lepidoptera; Papilionidae
Source: the annotation of a GenBank genome assembly